Messenger RNA from Penicillium waksmanii, 1455 nucleotides. Its product is annotated as putative phthalate transporter. The transcript has 8 exons. Bases 1 to 1455 code for a protein of 484 amino acids. Lineage: Eukaryota; Fungi; Ascomycota; Eurotiomycetes; Eurotiales; Aspergillaceae. Gene Ontology annotation, biological process: transmembrane transport. Gene Ontology annotation, cellular component: membrane. The record is from RefSeq and is a predicted model, not a curated record. Gene Ontology annotation, molecular function: transmembrane transporter activity.
AUGGGCUCCACGCCCGACGAGAAGGUCAUCUACGAUGAUCGCAUCGAGGAUAUCGCGCAGAAAACCCCCAGCAGUGUGGAAGAUGAGGAAGAGUUUACGGAGGAAGAGCAGCGCAAGAUCAUUCGCCGCAUUGAUCUGCGCCUCGUGACUAUGACUGGACUGGCAUACUGCAUUUCGUUGAUGGACCGAACUAAUCUGAGUGCUGCAGCUAUUGCGGGAUUGAAAACAGAGUUGGAACUCGGUGUCGGCAAUCGCUAUUCCAUUGUUGUGCUCAUGUUCUUUGUGCCUUACGUUAUCUUUCAACCACCCAUGACGAUUUUAAUUCGCAAGAUCGGACCGACUAUAUUCUUGGGGACCAUUGUUAUGUCGUGGGCGGUUAUUAUGAUUGGAACGGGAUUCGUCAAAAAUUGGGGCCAAUUAGUCGGGCUACGCGUUCUACUGGGUGUUUUGGAAGCAGGCUAUUUCCCGGGGUGUGUCUACCUGCUUUCCUGCUGGUAUACCCGAUAUGAUGUGCAAAAGCGAUUCUCGGUAUUCUACCUCAUCGGCUGUGUUGCAUCUGCAUUAUCCGGUAUUUUGGCAUUCGGUUUGAUGCAGUUGUCCGGUAAGCAUGGGCUUGGUGGAUGGCGAUGGAUUUUCAUCCUCGAGGGAGUGAUCACCGGAUUCAUCGGCAUGCUCUGCUUCGCUUUCCUAGUCGACUUUCCAGACCGCGCCUCCAAAUCCUGGAGAUUCCUCAGCAAAAAAGAGAGCGAUUGGGUUGUCCGCCGCAUCAACAAUGAUCGUCACGACGGCAAUCUCGAGGCGUUCUCCCUAAAGAAGUUCCUGAAGCCAGGACUUGAUCCUAAGAUUUGGGGUUUCGCUCUUAUCUUCUUCUGCCUUACUACAGUCACCUACGCAAUCGCCUAUUUCCUCCCCAUCAUCCUGAUGGAAGGAAUGAAGUUUGACGUUGGUCAGUCGCAAUGCCUUGUGGCCCCGCCAUACGUCUUCGCCGGCAUUGUUAUGUAUAGCACAGCCUGGAUCGGCGACCGAUACAAAAUCCGCGGACCAAUUCUCAUUGGAAACUGCCUGCUCUGCAUCAUCGGAUUGCCCAUGAUGGGAUUUGCCAAGGGCAACGCAGUGCGGUACGCAGGUGUCUUUUUUACGGUCGCAGGCGCGAAUGCAAAUAUUCCGUCCUGCAUGGCUUACCAGGCGAACAACGUGCGUGGUCAAUGGACUCGCGCGUUCAGCAGUGCGACACUGGUUGGAUUUGGCGGUAUUGGUGGCAUUGCUAGUAGUUUGGUCUUCCGAGAUCAGGAUGCGCCGGAGUACCGGCCAGGCAUGUACGCUGCCAUUGCAUGCAACAUUAUGAUCAUUUUGGUGGUUUGCUGUCUGAGUGUGUGGUUCUGGUUCUGCAACAAGCAGGCGGAGAAGGGCGAACGCGAGAUCGAGGGGGAGCCCAGUUUCCGGUAUACCAUUUAG